GUGUGUGUGUGUGUGUGUGUGUGUGUGUGUGUGUGUGUGUGUUCUCUCAGGAAUGGUCAGUCUCUGGGCACAGCGUUCAGCAACAUUAAGAUGGGUCCGGGCGUCGCUUACUUUCCUGCCAUCAGCCUCUCCUUUAAAGAGUCGGUGGCUUUCAACUUCGGCAGCAGACCGCUCAGGUAUCCUGUGGACGGCUACAUACCGCUCCAGAACCCCCCAACUACAGACCUCAUGAAAGCCCACAAACUGCUGGGCUACAUCAAGAAUGUCCUCUCCACUUCCAUCGACGCACAGGAGGAGAGGUUGGUGGAGAAGGACUGUUCAGUCUGGAGGCUUCAUGGAGAACCUACAGUCCUCGUCACCAUGGCUCACAUCUUCAACCACUUCGCUCCGCUCAUGUGUAAAGUGUACCUGGUGGAGGACGUGCUGAUGAACUUUCUGUUGGGGAUUCUGGAGGGAGGCGGUUCAGUGGAACACCAGCUCAUACAGCAGCUUCUGGAUCUCUUCUGGCUGCUGAUGGAGGACUAUGAAGUGAACGAGUGUCUGAAGCAGCUGAUGAUGUCCCUGCUGAGGGCUUACCGCUUCUCCCCCAUCAUCCCUGAUCUGGGCUUCCAGAUCCACUUCCUGCGUCUGACGACGGCCAUCCUGCACCACGAGAAGUCCAGGAAAUACCUGCUCAACAAUGUCUUGUUUGAUGUGCUGCGUUCAGUCGUGUUUUUUUACAUCAAGACCCCUCUGAGAGUGAAGGAGGCGGGGCUAGAGGAGCUCAUCCCGACCACCUGGUGGCCCACGCACUUCGACAAGGAGGGGAAAGAUGAGCGAGAGCCCAAAGAUGAAAGUGCAGAUGAGCGACUGAGACGGAGAGCGUAUGAGAGAGGCUGCCAGAGACUGAAGAAGAGGAUCGAAGUGGUGGAAGAGUUGCAAGUUCAGAUCCUGAAGCUGCUGCUCAAUAACAAAGACAAAACUACGGGAGAAGCCUCUCGCUACAUCUUCCUCAAUAAGUUCCGCAAGUUUCUCCAAGAAAAUGCCAGUAACAGAGGGCACCCGACCGCUCUGUGCCCUCCUGAGUACAUGGUGUGUUUCCUCCACCGCCUCAUAACGGCAGUGAGGGCCAGCUGGGACGACGGCAGCAGGAAGAGCCCGAGCAGCAUCAGCAGUGAGGACGCCUACGUCCCCCCACAGCUCUUCUACAACGGGAAGGUGGACUACUUUGACCUGCAGAGACUGGGGGGGCUCCUGUCCCACCUGAAGAAAACACUCAAAGAUGACUUGGCCAGUAAAGCCAACAUCAUCAUCGACCCUGCAGAGAUCCAGGCCACGUCUAUGGAUGACCUGGAUGAGGACGAGGAGAGCGGAGCAGCUCAGAGGCCGUUUGGUGCGGCGGCGAUGGGCGGGGCUCUGGCGAGGCCCAGCUGGUUGAGCUCUCCUACUCUGGGUCGAGCCAAUCGCUUCCUGAGCACGGCCGCCGUCAGCCUCAUGACGCCCAGACGACCCCUCACGCAGCCGGAGAAAGUGAAGAUCCGCACCCUCGCUGUGGAGCAGAGGACCGAGGAGGACAUCGAGGGAAGCCAUGGUAACGACGGCCUGUUGCUGGGGCGACCGCUGGAGGAGCCCGAGCAGCCAAUCGCGGACAAGUCGCUGCUGGAGAUCGUCGACGGUAUCGUGAUGAUGUACAACCUGAGCGUCCACCAGCAGCUCGGAAAGAUGGUGGUGGUUUCAGAUGACGUCCAUGAAUACGCCGUCGCACUCAAGGACACCGAGGAGAAGAUCGCACGAUGCCCCGCAAAAAGACCAGACAUCCUGGACGAGCUCCAGAAGAGCCAGAAGGUGUUUGCAGAGAAGCUGAACCACCUCUGCAGGAGACUGGCCUGGAUCAACGCCACCAUCUACUCCAAGGUGAUCCAGAUCCUCCACACACCCGUCUGUCCUCAUUCAUAGUCUGUAUAGUCUCAAACUCUAGUCACUCGAGUGACUUUUUGUUUUCUUUUAGGUUUUUUCUUAUAAGUUUCUAUCUAUUUACAUGUUGUGUUUUUUUCACUUAUUUUCUGCCGAUGCACAUUCUUUGUUUGUCUUGACCGUUCUCUAGAAUACAAUAUCUUAGGAACGACUGGAGGGAACUUUUUUCAGAUUUGGCACAAACAUCCACCUGAACUCAGAGAUGAACUGAUUACAAUUUGGUGGUUAAAGCUCACUGUGACCUCACAAAACAAGCUUUUGGCCACAACCAGGCGGCAACCUCCGGU
Anarrhichthys ocellatus (wolf-eel) is the source of this 2240-nucleotide messenger RNA. Its product is annotated as E3 ubiquitin-protein ligase RNF123-like. Gene Ontology annotation, molecular function: ubiquitin-protein transferase activity. The annotation marks the transcript as partial. Gene Ontology annotation, cellular component: cytoplasm. The record is from RefSeq and is a predicted model, not a curated record. Lineage: Eukaryota; Metazoa; Chordata; Actinopteri; Perciformes; Anarhichadidae. The transcript is spliced from 17 exons.